Talaromyces proteolyticus is the source of this 1073-nucleotide messenger RNA. Its product is annotated as putative short-chain dehydrogenase. The transcript is spliced from 4 exons. The record is from RefSeq and is a predicted model, not a curated record. The coding region runs from base 153 to 914 and encodes 253 amino acids. NCBI's taxonomy places the organism in Eukaryota, Fungi, Ascomycota, Eurotiomycetes, Eurotiales, Trichocomaceae. Gene Ontology annotation, molecular function: oxidoreductase activity, acting on NAD(P)H, oxygen as acceptor. Gene Ontology annotation, cellular component: intracellular anatomical structure.
AUCAUAAUUACUGCUCGCUCUCCUCCCUCUCGACAACUCCCAUCAAUUGAUUUUCUCGUCACGAAGAAAUAUACAGCGUUGAUUUCUAUAUACAACCCGAGUAUAUCACAUCUAUUCUGUUGCAUCGUCACUAACAAUCCUUGUAGCUAGACAUGGCACCCAAAACCAUCAUCGUCACCGGCGCCUCUCGCGGCCUCGGCCUGACCAUCUCAAAAUACCUCCUCACAACCACGCCCGCAAACAACCUAGUCAUCCUUGCGCGCUCUGCUGAAUCGCUGCAAGCCCUCAAGGCCCAGUUCCCGGACAACGUCGAGUACAUCGCCGGCGACCUAGCCGACCACUCGCUCGGCGAGAAAGCGGUUGCGCUGGCCAAGUCUCGCUUUGGUCGUUUGGAUGGGCUGGUGCUGAACCACGGGGUGCUGGGCCAGGUGUCGACGGUGGCCAAGGCCGAGGUCGAGCAGUGGAAGGCAGGCUUUGAGGUGAAUUUUUUCAGUCUGGUGUCGUUUACAACAGCCGCGCUCCCUGCUCUACGCGAAUCAAAAGGAAAAAUCAUCUUUACAUCCUCUGGCGUAGCCAUCUCGGCCAUCGGCGGCUUUUCUCUGUAUGGCGCAACCAAGGCGGCCAUGAACCAUUUUACGCUGUCGCUGGCCAAAGAGGAGCCCGAUGUCACUGCCAUCGCGGUGCGGCCGGGCAUGGUCGACACGGACAUGCAGCGCGAGAUCCGGCAGGACCAUGUCGACAACAUGCCAUACGAGGCCAUAUCAAUGUUUAUCGAGGCGCACCGCGACGGGAAAUUGCGCAAGCCGGAGCAGCCGGGCCAUGUCAUGGCGAAGCUGGUGCUCGACGCGCCUCAUACGUUGAGUGGACGGUUUAUCACAUGGAACGACAAGGACCUCGGCGCGUUUCAAGAGUAGACCUGUUCACGCAUUAUUUGAAUUCCCACAGUAAACGAGUAACAAUAUAAAAUUAUGUGACAUCAGCCGAAAGAUGAAAAGCAGAUACAUGGUGUAAGCAUUAGACGAGUCUUCAUACUUAGUAUGGAAAUAUAUGGGAUCAUCAUGCGUCAAGAAUAG